GGGUAGUUUUUGAAAUUUCGUAUUGUCCUUCGCACUCCUUUUCUGGUAAACAUCGCCUUACUUUGCGACUUGUUUAGCCCUCUCAGUAAGCAGCAGCCGCCUUCCGCUUGGCGUAUUUUGGCCCCUCAAUGAGCGCUAGCUAGAUUAACGGUGCUAUUGAUGCUAAAACGAACGAAGUCUACAUAGCCGAGCCGAACUCACAUUAGUGUAUUUCUGCGUGUGUCUGUACUUUCGCUCGGCUAUAAUCCUCCUUCCACCAGAUAUCCUGCCGCAAUUAUGAAAGUAACUAAGUACGAAAAUAGCAAGUGCCACCUCGUCAGCGCUUACAGACCCAAGCGAACAAAGUGAGAGCAGAUCUAACGACGAGAGCGACAACAGUCAGUGGCAAACAGUAAAUCACAUAGCAAACGAGUUCAACGAAAAAAGAUGUGGUCGCAAGGAUUCUCACAGCAUCGCUAGGGCGCCUGCGACAGGAUGAAAUUUAGUAACAGAAAACUAUCGCUGUGAAGUAGAUCUAGCGGAUGCAGCUAAUGAAAUUUUUUUUUGAUAUUUGUGUUAAUCUGCAAAAUAAUCAAUAAUUGAAAAGGAGAACAAUAUACCGUUGCCGAGGAAACACAGCUGAGGAAGAAAAAAUGACACAACCGGCUGGACCAAUGGCGCAUACUUUUGAAAAUGAUAACAAUUACUACCAGAUCAGCGAUGAAGAUCUUGAAGACUGCGACGAUCUUAACGAUGACUCUCUACUUGGGGAGGUAGUUGAAGGUACCAAUGGCCAAACAAUAACACUGAGUGGGCGCGGCCCCUACGAACGUGCUUGGACCACGGACGCUACACGCGCGCUCAUACACAUACGCGGUCCCAUGCAGGGCAUGUUCACCGAGGGCCGUCAAAAACGGACUGCACUUUGGCUACACUGCACACGACAACUGCAAAAGUUAGGCUUUCGCUACAGCGCAGCAAAAGUACAAAAGAAAUGGCACAAUAUACUCAUUACCUACAGCAAAAACUUACCUAAGAAGAUUACAAGUGGAUAUGUGCAUUGGGAAUUCUUCGAAGAGAUGCACAAGUACUUGAAGGACAAAAAAGUGGAUAUGUACGAUUUCCAAUACAAAUCGACAUCUUAUCACAAAUCGCCCGUGGAGCAACAGCAGCAGCAGCAACAGCAACAGCAGCCGCAGCCCUUGCCGAUUAGUUUUCAACAAACGCUGGAAGUCAAACCACAGACGCCUUCCCUACAACCUGAAGUUACAACUCAAUAUGGCGUAGGGAAUAAAUUAGAGCUAUUGGCCAACACGGCCGAAACAAACUUGGAUAAAUCGAAUGAUGAGUUCGACGAGGAUUCGAUAGUUAUGUCUGAGCUCAAGCGGCCCAAGUUGGAGUUUAGCCCUGCUGAGCUGCCGCUGGAGAUAACCCAUGCCAAUGGCUAUGAACACAGUGGCAAAUGCGAUAACGGCGAGUUCCCGUCGAUGUGCACUGGGACGCAGGACGAUGAGCCAUGGUGGAAGGACUACUUUGAACGGAAGCUGGAGGUGGAGCGUGAGAAAAUUCAGUGCCAGAAGGCACUGCACCGCGAGCAAAUGCAAUUCCAUAAGAUGUCGCUACUGCAGCAGGAGAAGAUCGAACGUCUGAAAAUUGAUGCGAUCAACAGCUUGACGGGGACGCUGCAGAAACUGGUGGAGGCGAAAAACCGAAAGGUGUAGAUGAUAUGGGUUUCUAAAUAUGAACAGUUUAAUGUGGAUAUGAAUUUUAAUUUUAUUUAAUGUAAAUACGUAAUUAUUCUUUAAGACAUCAAAGCUUAACUACUGGAAUGGAAAUGUUA
Messenger RNA from Rhagoletis pomonella (apple maggot), 1819 nucleotides. RefSeq lists its product as uncharacterized. The coding region runs from base 633 to 1700 and encodes 355 amino acids. The transcript has 2 exons. The record is from RefSeq and is a predicted model, not a curated record. Lineage: Eukaryota; Metazoa; Arthropoda; Insecta; Diptera; Tephritidae.